Molecule: messenger RNA, 1059 nt
Organism: Gryllus bimaculatus (two-spotted cricket)
Lineage: Eukaryota; Metazoa; Arthropoda; Insecta; Orthoptera; Gryllidae
Source: the annotation of a GenBank genome assembly
UUUUUGGCAACGCACUUCGGAGAGAACGUCCAAUGGAAGCAAGAUCUGUGUUACGUGUGCUUGUUCCAUGCCCGGGAAACUAAACCUCGGAAAAUAGGGAAUAUUGACUUCAUUUCGAUGACUACGGAACGAGAGAAGGCAUCGACGUGCAGAAGCUAUGUCCAUGGCACAGAGACAGCAUUCGAGAAAUCAGCCGUUCGCCUCGCGUCGAGGGAUGGAAGCGAUGGCGAAGAAGAACAAGAGCAAGUUAAAUCCACGCACCGCGACGUGCGGUCGGUUCACGACCACGCGACAAGGAGAGCAGCUUUCAAGAAGAUUGCAACAUGGAAGCGCUUCAUAUUUCAUAGACCACUACGGCCAACAGAAUUCCUGCUUCGGGCGCCAUUACGGCAGGCAAAGCACCGCCUGGCUAAUGCACUAAUUGAGGCCUUGCGCCUGUUUACGGGCCUGUGCGAUGUGGCGUGAGCGGUGUGGGAAUAUGGCUACAGAAUUGCUCUGAUCAUAGUAUUUAGAGGAAGUAUUAUGUUGGAUAUAAUAGGUUUUCUCUAUGAAGUUGUUAGUGUUAUGGAUUUGACUUCAUAUGUUUUGGUCAGCCGUAUGGGAUGGUGUUCAGAACGCAAAGGGGGUGAAAUUGCUGGCCCGGAGAGCAGCCACUGGGGCCACCGGUGCGGUGUCGCGCCCCGCCACGCCUCGCCACGCCCCUCGCCCACGCCGUUCCGCGACCUGUCCGGGGGCUGCGCCUGCAACAAGUUCCCAACUGCUGAAGUUCGUCCGCCCAAUGCUCUAACGGUGCCCUGGCGUGCGUGGGCGCGUGAAGGACGGGGUGACGGCGAGGGCGGUAGCGAAAGUGCGGCUGCGGUGGAGGCCGAGUCUGCGGCGUCGCUCGUCGAAUCCGCUGACUCGCGAAGUCGUUUUAAAAGCCGCAACGCGGGCGGGGACGGCGCGGGCGAUGAGGGCGUGUGGGCGAGGGCGUCCCAGCUGCAACAGCAGCAAAACGCCGCCUCAAAGGGCUCCAAUUACGCGAGUGAGCACGGUGCCAUCCCGUCUAAGGAUCCCUGA